AUGGGUCGAAAGUAUCAUUGUGAAUAUUGUGAUAAAAGAAUUCCACCUGGUUUAACUCAUCGAAAGAAUCACAAUCGAGCAGUUCAACAUAUCAAUAAUAAACGAAUGUAUUAUCUUCAGUUCAAAGAUCCGGCGGAGAUCCUCUUAGACGAACGAUCGAAGAGGAUGUGUAAUAAAUGGAUUCAGACUGGCUCAUGUCCGUUCGGCGAGAACUGUAAAUAUUCACAUCGGUCCAUUUAUGAACUCACACAGCUGAUUGAACAGGCUAAACAAAAUAGUUUUCCUAGCUCAUCAAACUUUGAUGUGCAAAGAUGGAUCGCGAAGAAACUACCAAGUGAUAUUAUUUUGCCUGCAUCUCUUACUUAA
This is a messenger RNA of Adineta ricciae, 366 nucleotides long. NCBI's taxonomy places the organism in Eukaryota, Metazoa, Rotifera, Eurotatoria, Adinetida, Adinetidae. The record is from the annotation of a GenBank genome assembly.